Molecule: messenger RNA, 2330 nt
Organism: Phalaenopsis equestris
Lineage: Eukaryota; Viridiplantae; Streptophyta; Magnoliopsida; Asparagales; Orchidaceae
Product: BTB/POZ domain-containing protein At1g30440
Exons: 5
Coding region: 281-2173 (630 amino acids)
Molecular function (GO): protein binding
Source: RefSeq, a predicted model, not a curated record
ACUGCAAAAGUUGAGUUUUUCAGUCCUUGUCUCCCUCUCCAGACCCGUUUCUAACUGCUGCGGUCCCCUCCAGCUAACAAAAGCCUGCAACUUCCUGUUAAAUACAAGGAGAGGCCAGAGGAAGCGACACUGUAGAAGUUCUAAAGCCCCCAUUUUUUUCGUUCUACUCUCGUAUUUUCACCCCUUUAAGUUCACUACAUUCUGUUUCAGAGCUGUGUUUUCUGAGACUUUGUGGAGAUCUGAAGGUUCAAGAUUCAAAAUUCUGUGUUAGAUUUAUUAGAUGGCUGGCCUGAAGCUGGGAUCAAAAUCUGAUGCCUUCCGUCGUCAAGGGAUGGCCUGGUUCUGCACUACUGGCCUUCCCAGUGAUGUUACAGUUGAAGUUGGAGAAAUGUCAUUCCAUCUCCACAAGUUCCCUCUGUUAUCCAAGAGCAUUCUUCUUGAAAAGCUGAUAACCGAAAAAUCCAAGGAAGAAGAAGAAGAAGGGGGCUGUUUAAUCAAGCUUCAUGAUGUUCCUGGUGAUUCAAAAUCAUUCGAACUCAUCGCCAAGUUCUGCUAUGGAGUUAAGCUAGAAUUUACUGCUUCGAAUGCCGUAUACCUCCGCUGCGCCGCCGAAUAUCUCCAAAUGACUGAAGAAGUCUCCGAAGGGAACUUAAUCUCACAGACUGAAACAUUCAUAAAUCAAGUCGUUCUUCGUAGCUGGAAAGAUUCAUUGAAAGCCCUCCAAACCUGCGACGAUCUUCUUCCUCACGCCGAAGAUCUUAACAUCACAAAACGAUGCAUCGAAUCAUUAGCUGUUAAGGCUUGUAAAGAUCCAAAUCUAUUCGGCUGGCCAAUGAUGGAGCACGGAUCGAUGCAGAGUCCCGGCGGAAGUGUUCUCUGGAACGGAAUUAGUACCGGAGCAAGGCCGAGAAGUUGCAGCUCAGAUUGGUGGUAUGAAGAUGUUGCUUCUCUGAGCUUUUUGACAUAUAAGAGGUUGAUAGCAGUAAUGGAAUCCAGAGGUAUAAAACCAGACAUUAUUGCGGGCUCCCUCACCUCCUAUGCUAAAAGGCAUAUCCAUGGAUUAAACAAGAGACAGAACACAGCAAACGCGACUUCGGAUUCCACUCUCUCCGAGGAGAAACAACGAAAUCUUCUUGAAGAAAUCGACAGAUUGUUGCCUUUUCAGAAGUCCAUAACAUCUACUAAAUUUCUGUGUAAUCUUCUCCGCUUCGCCUUGAUUCUGAAAGCGAGUUCUACGUGCGUGUCGAACUUGGAACGUAGGAUAGGAUUGCAACUGGACGAAGCUGCUCUGGAAGAUUUGCUGAUGCCAACAUUUUCGUACUCCAUGGAAACGCUUUACGAUGUCGAUUGCGUCCAGAGAAUUCUGGAGCACUUCCUGGCUAUGGAGCAGGAGGUGGGUAAUGCCUCUCCUGGUCUCGUAGAUGACGAACAGUUGAUUCGUUCUCUUUCGCUGAUGCCGAUCACCACUGUGGCGAAGCUUAUGGAUGGAUUUUUAGCUGAGAUUGCACCAGAUGUGAACUUGAAGUUGCCUAAGUUUCAGUCUCUUGCAGCUGCUGUGCCUGAAUAUGCCCGCCCGUUGGAUGAUGGGCUUUACCGUGCGAUUGAUAUAUACUUGAAGGCACACCCAUGGAUUUCAGAAUCUGAAAGAGAACAGCUUUGCCGGUUAUUGGACUGCCAGAAGCUCUCCCUCGAAGCCUGCACUCAUGCAGCGCAGAACGAGAGGCUUCCGCUGCGAGUCGUCGUCCAAGUCCUCUUCUUCGAGCAACUCCAACUCAGAACCUCGAUUGCCGGAUGCUUUCUCGUCUCAGACAACCUCGACGGCGGUUCUCGAGCGCUGAGGAGCGGCCAUGUUGGUCUCACCGAGGGUGCUGGUUGGGCUACUUCUGUGAGGGAUAACCAGGUCCUGAAGGUCGGGAUGGAUCACAUGAGGACGCGGGUUUCCGAGCUCGAGAAAGAGUGCUCGACGAUUAGGAAGGAGAUUGCGAGAUUGGGACAGGAGAGGAGUGGGGGUUGGGCUGUUGUUCCAAAGAGGUUUGGCUUCAGGAUCAAGUUGCAGAUGUGCAGUGCAAAGGAGGGCUCAGCCAGUGGGCAUCAGAGGAGCACAAGUGAGAAGAUUGAGAUGCUCAAUGCAAAGCUUCAGAAACAUAAGAGGAGCUUAUCUGUUGAAAAGUAAGCUUUUUCUUUUUUUUUUCAUCCUGCAAUAUCAUGUUUGUUGUUUCUUUUUCUUUUAUUUUUUUGUAUGAUUUGUAAACUGUUUAUCAUUUAGGAAUUUCAUUCUUUUCUAUGGACUGUCUGCCUGUGCCUGAUGGAUUCUAAAAGUGGGAAUGGAA